AUGCCAGCCCGUAACAGGGCUGUUCCGCCUUCGUGGCUUAUACGUUCCCGACCUGCUAUUGCUCAUGCCGCCAAUGAUCAAGAAUCCUGCGAAUACUUUGACCUUUUCGUCAAAUUCGACAAGCCUGCCAGGCAGUGCUUGAUCGGCCUCAGAAACGUCGCGCAGCUUGAGGGCUUUGACACCCCCCAGUCGCUUUCGCUACUUUUCCAGCCCGACAACAUUAACAAAAUCUCACUCGACUCGAACGCUGUGUCAGCUCAAGUCACAUCCAAACUUAUCCGUGAUGGGGCAAUCACGUCCGCAACGGAAGUCGUCGUCCUUUCUAUAUCAUUGAGGUCUCCAGGCCGUGUGAUCAGCCCUAUCACUACCGCGCCUCUCUUGCCAAAGGACGCGUCUCGACAAAAGUUCUCCGCGUUCGCCGUUCUCUGUAAAGCUACAGACAUUCGAAUCUGUCUUGCGACCAACCAUGUCACGAGCGGUCAACGUCAGGGUGUGGAGGAGAUCGUCAAUCUCGCACAAACCGCUCUGCUCGCGUCGUUCCCCACAGACCUUCGCAGGUUGGGUGGCGGUCGAGGUGUGCAAAUGUCCGACUGGCGGUAUCUCCAUAUGCCACAGGAAGGAUUGGUCGAAGGGUCGGCUGAAGAAACGGCGGAGGGGCUGCCAGAAGCACCGCCGCCAGCGUAUAGUAAAAGGGCCCCAUCAUCGCUAGCUCUUGAUUCACCGCCGCCUAAAAGGGUUCUUCUUGAAACCCCGCCUCCGCCAUCACCCACUGAGCUGAACACUCCGACCACGCAAGACCUGUCGACCACGCAAGAUCUGUCAGAACCGAGCACUGGCAGGCGGACCCAAAGUCCGCGAUCUCCCUUUCAGAGCCCGCCGCUUAACGAAAGCACGUCCUCGCCACUUCCAAACUAUCAACACGCAAUUGAAGACUACAUUCGGGAAGCAUGCCAGUCAGCGGUGCACGAAGCGGUGCGCAAAGCCGUGCAGGAGGCCAUGGCGGGGAUCCACGCAGCUGUGUCUUCUGCUGUGCGCGAAUUUCUCCCCGGCGCUAUUCAUGAAGCAGUCAAAAAAGAGUUGACACGGCCUGGCAUGAUGCAACCACAGCUACCCAAUGAAGACUUGCUGAACCCGCUCCUCGCUAAUCAUGUCGACGAAAGACUCGAGCCCAUGGUUGAUGCGAAGUUGCCUGCCUUAAUUCAGCCCUCAGUGGAGGACACCAUGAACAACUUCGUGGGAUCCGUAGAAGACGCGCACGAUGCUGCGGAACUGCAACUGAGAGAUAAUGUCGAUGACAUGCUGCUUGAGAUCAAGGGGGUGAGCGAAGAGUGCAUCAGAGAUAUGAAUGAUGAGAAGCAGGAGACACUGGAUGACUUUGACGAGCAAGUACAGGAAAUGAUGGACAAUGCCGCCUGCGCGGUCGAGGAAAAGACUGUGGAACAAGAGCGAAGGCUCUCGGCUCUGCAACAAAGUCUGAAAGCAGCAGAGCAAGGUGCGGAGGGGCUGCGCGAGGACCGUUUGAAAAGAGCGCGUUCUGUUUAGAGCAGUGAUGCGCAAUUCCCAUGCGCCAAAGGCAGAGCACCUUCCCAGUAGGUGUUGAGGCUCUGCGGCUCUGUUCUUUGCUUUUAGCUUUUAGGCUAAUAUUAAGGACUGGCAUCCCUUAUUUUGUUUUUUCC
Molecule: messenger RNA, 1676 nt
Organism: Aplosporella prunicola CBS 121167
Lineage: Eukaryota; Fungi; Ascomycota; Dothideomycetes; Botryosphaeriales; Aplosporellaceae
Exons: 2
Coding region: 1-1542 (513 amino acids)
Source: RefSeq, a predicted model, not a curated record